This is a messenger RNA of Daldinia decipiens, 2055 nucleotides long. Its product is annotated as Annexin. Gene Ontology annotation, cellular component: cytoplasm. The record is from RefSeq and is a predicted model, not a curated record. Gene Ontology annotation, molecular function: calcium ion binding; calcium-dependent phospholipid binding. The transcript is spliced from 2 exons. The coding region runs from base 174 to 1673 and encodes 499 amino acids. Lineage: Eukaryota; Fungi; Ascomycota; Sordariomycetes; Xylariales; Hypoxylaceae.
AAUUCAUUUUUGGCUUCGUCCUCGUCAGAACGCUUUGGGAUGUCUUGAGAAACCUAUAUCUUGUCAUCUUUCCCCCCUUUUCUCUCAUCAAGUGCUCUCAUUAUCGUAUGGCAUACCUCUAAUACAUUUACUUUAUACUUCACAAGAGUAAACAUACGCAACUUACCUGGAUCAUGGAUCCUCAGAAGCAGCAAUAUUAUAAUAAAUAUCCCCCCGCUGGUGGACCUCCAGGCCAGCCUGGACAACCUCAACCGGGAUAUCAGCGGCCUCCACCCGGAGCUUCGUAUUACUCCCCCACCGGGUCGCCUGCUCCUGGGCAGCCCCCUUACCAGCAAUCGCCUUACUCUUCUUACAACGUACCUCAGGGCCCUCCUCAGACUAGUCAACAUCAAUACCAACCUCAGCAGUAUCCGUCAGGUCCGCCUCAGACUCCGGGACAAUACACUCUACCUCAACCUUACACACCUCAACAGCCACAGCAGGGACAAUACGGGCAACCGCCAGCUCCAUACACGCAAUGGGGCCCUAGUUCUCAGCAGGGCCCUCCUCCCAGUGCUUAUUCACAAGUCCCGACCCCUUAUCCUCCGCCGCCGCAACAAUACGGAGGUCCUCAGGUUGCUCCGCAAUGGUCACAGUCUCAAUACCCUGAGCCCGGUUAUGGUUACGGCGUACCACCGACCCCCGCGUCGCCUGGUUAUGACCUAGCUCAGAGAGCGUUCGUGGCCCCCGUCGAUACGUCGGCCGACGUUGAGACUCUCCGCAAGGCUAUGAAGGGCAUGGGGUGUGAUGAGACGGUUCUAAUACGCGUACUCACAUCAUCCAAGUACGAGAAUCCGUGGACGAUGGCUCAGCUUGUCGGUGAUUAUAACAAGCGCUUCAUCCGCGACUUAGCCAAGGAUAUAGAAAGCGAGACACGUGGGGGUGUAGAAACUGCACUCCUCGCCCUGAUCCGAGGACCACUAGAACAGGAUGUACGAGUCCUCAUUAAGGCUCUUGAUCGAGCCGGCACAGAUGAAGAUGCCCUUAUGGAUGUUCUUUUGUGUCGAUCGAAUGCGGACAUUCGCGCAAUCAGCGCCGAGUACAGGAGACUUAAGGGCAACGACCUCCUGGUAGAUAUCAAAGACGACGUAGAUGACACGUUAUUCCGGCUUUAUAGCAUGGUACUUUCCGCCACGCGUGCUGAAGACGCAGCGCCCGUAAUCAAUUCGGAUAUCGACCAUAAAGUGACAGAGCUGCAACGCGCGACCGAGGGCACGAUCGGCGCCAAUGCCGUCUCCGUGGCGCAAAUCUUCACGAAUUCUAACUCUGCGCAGCUAAACGCUAUGAGCAGGACGUACGAGAGGAUGUACCACCGCUCGCUCGAGGAAGUCAUUGAGAAGGAGUUCCGCGGAGACAUGGAGGACGCGCUCCUCUACAUGCUCGAGAAUGCUAUCGACCGAGCGCGCUUCGAUGCUAAGAGGUUGGAGCGGCCACUAUACAAGACUCCGCGCAAGGAUCGGCUAUUGAUCAACAGGGUUGUCAGUCUGUACUGGAAUCGUCCACGCCAGGACGCGGCCAAAUCUGCUUACCAGAUACACUCUUCGGCUAGGACAUCAUUGCGUGCUGCGUUUAGGAGUGUCCUGAGUGGAGAUUAUGAGGAUUUGAUGGUUGCGUUGAUUCGCGAGAGAAAGUAAAUGGAAGCUCUUAACUUUGGAGUAGGUACGCUUAAUGAAUCGAUAUGGAAUAGCUCGUCAUAAUAUUUUUUUCUUUACAGGGAGAACCUUUGCGUCUCGUGUGUACUAGGUUAGGUUAUUUUUCUGUCUUGAGAAAUAAAUGUUGUUGACUAUAUUCAUAUUCACACUGAAGUUGCCUAGGGUUGUAUAUAACCUAUACGACGUGAAAGGUAUACAAAACAGAAAAUAGUGCCGAGAUAAAUUACUACAUAUUAGUAAACUCCAUGUUUAAAGAAGGGAAGAAAGGUCUUAUGCAUAUGUGGAUUAUCUUCUAUGUGGGGAUAAGUGUAGAGUGACAUAGUAUAGGGAUCACUUAAUAAUUAAUUACAUCAAUUAUAAGUAA